This is a messenger RNA of Acyrthosiphon pisum (pea aphid), 3015 nucleotides long. RefSeq lists its product as uncharacterized. The coding region runs from base 422 to 1807 and encodes 461 amino acids. The transcript is spliced from 8 exons. The record is from RefSeq and is a predicted model, not a curated record. NCBI's taxonomy places the organism in Eukaryota, Metazoa, Arthropoda, Insecta, Hemiptera, Aphididae.
CUCGCACAAGGCACCGUUGGUCGCGUCUUCCGCACGCCACAACGUCCGUCGCGCCCAAACCGCAAGCACCGCCGUUGUCGAGAUUGUUCGUCUCCACCGUGUCGUCUCCGCGGACUUCGUGUUUGACCGUGUGAUUAACACUAUAAUAAUAUACAUCAGCUACCUGCAUAAUAUUAUUUUAAUAUCGAAAGGAUAAAUUUGAAUCAAAAACCGCCCAUUUUUGAACAGAACGAAUUUCACGCGAUCGGUCAUACGAUACUAUACGAACACUGCAUACGGUGCCUAACAAGCAUUUCGCAGACACAUUUGCGUUUUUAAUCGUAUAUUGUACAUCUGUCGUGGGAUUUUUGUCGUUUUCUCGUCAUCCCCGAAACAACCGCCGCUCGAGUAUUUUUUCGCCACCACUGCCGCCCACCCGAAAAUGGAUGGCACCGCUUUUCGCGCCGUCGUCCUACUGUUGUUAGCGGUAUUCAAGACACACGAGGUUUCUACUCAAGAUUACGAUGUGUCUGAAAUACAGUGUUCGUUUUCGACGGACUCGCUGAGGGUGGGCAAAGCACUUUUGGGAGUCAAAGACGUGAUAUCCGCCCGGCUAAAGAAGCCCGACGGGUUCAAGGGGCACCCGCUGUUCGCUGACGACCGAUCCGUCGACCCGUUGAUCGAUCCUGUCUGCCAGAUACGACCCGACUUGUCGGACGUGUCUCUGCUGACGUACAACCUGUUGGUCACCGACUUCACGCGGUGCGGCGUGCUCAGGCGAAACGGUUUCGUGCACGUCCGAGUGUGGUUUCCGCAGUUCCCCGGCGUCGUCAUGAUGUCCGAUCAAGAGCUGAUCAUAAUGUGCAAACCACCAGAACCAACAGUGAUCGAGAACAAAGCCGCCGGUUUCGCCGGAAGUUUCCCGCAUGGUGCCCGAGUGUCUGGGGUCGUGGAAGAGACGCCCGGGAGACUUGAGUAUGAGGUGGCUUUGUACAAGGAAGCACCAGCCCGAUUAACGAACUUGAGCCAUAACAGCGAACUGCCAGUCGACCAGGCCGUGCCCAUCGGUACCAAACUUCAACUCAGGGCCAGGAUCAACCCGCAUUCAGCUUGGAAGUUUGUCAAGUUGAUGGAAGUGUCCGUGUCUCCAGAUCCUGACAACGCACACGUAUCUGGUAGUGUCGCUCUGGUAAAAGACGGAUGCCGGAAUCGGGAUUUCGCGACAAUUAUCCCGCACCAGCCGGCCAAGUACCGGGAAAGGCACAACGAAGUGUUUUUGGACUUUGAGGCGUUCCUGUUGAGCACCAUGAAAGAGCGAUCGACGUUGUGGAUUCACUCGCAGAUCAAAGCAUGCAUGGAUGCCAACGACUGUCAGCCGGAAUACUGUUUGGACUUGUUCGAGCCUUCUGGACACGGACGCAGGCGUAGGAGGCACGUGCCCGGCAUCGGGAACGGGACCGCACUGCAGCAGCAGCAGACGUCAGCUGCCGACGACCGGAACGCGACUAACUUCGCCAAGUUCAAAGAGAACAUUGAGUACACAGUCAUCAUGCCCGAGGACAUCUACCAUGGUGCCGCGACCGCGUCCGAGAACAACUGCGGGACGUUCCUGGCCCUGUCCGGGGUCCUGGGCUGUCUCCUGUUCGUCGCUGCUAUGAUCCUGUGUUACCUGACGUCCCGUCUGCAGGCGGCCAUCGGGUCCAAGUACAGGACGGCGCAACAGGACGCGUUCGGUAGCGGUAGGCUCCAUACCGGCACCGGUCAACCGUCAAAGUUCCCCGUGUCGUUUUCAUCCGGUUCGUCGGCGUACUCGGGACGGCUGCACUGACGUCCAUCGUCCGAUCAGAUUCGAUUAUUUUUUUAAAUCUUUGUAAAUAGUUGUUUUUCCUCUCCAUUAUGACGGAAUCUCUUACACAUGUUAUAGACGCUUGAUUCACGAUUCAAUUCGUACACGAUAGUUUUUCAUUUUUAAAUUAUUCUGUUUUUUUUUUUAAAACUUACCUAUACGAAACACUUGUUGUACUGGUAUCCAACUGCUUAAGUGGCACGGAUAUGGCUACAGGACGAUUUUAACAGCAAACACUCGUACAUUAUCUCGGUAGGUGCAUAGUUUUGUAUUUCUUUAAAAAGCUAAUCAAAUAGUUUUUACGAUGUACGAUAUUGUCAAUAUUUUUUUUUAUUAAAAAUCUAUAUUUUAAAUUUUAUAUGAAAAUAUUGAAACAUUAUAAUAUUUUAAUAACAAGCGUUUAGAGGUGAGAUGACUAAUGCAUUGCGAAUUUCGUUUUUGUCCUUAAGGCUUAAACGAAAGUUGAUUGAGAUAAUAAGUGUUUGCUGUUGAAAAUCACACUGUUUUUCUGUUACGUUUAAUUAUUCACGUAUGCAUAAACCACUAUUCGAUGCUACAGAAAAUCAUCGGUCGAGAGACACGAAAACGUUACGAUCGGCCCUGCCGAAGAUUUUUUGACUUGUCUAUAUUAUAAAUACACCGUUAGCUCGUCACCAUCUUUCCAUCAAAGUUCAACCAUCGUACUGAAGUCGUACCGAUCGCAGAUACAGCUAAAUAAUCUAUAUUAUUAUGUCGGAUCUUAUAUAGGAUUGACAAUGAUUUUUUUACUCUUACCCAACACCUUGGCGAUGGGUCAACCGUUCGUUGAAUACUCUUACCCUCGUUUGACGUAUCGCCAAUCACCGUCCGUCCACACAUAAUAUUAUAUGGAAUAAAUCGUAAUACGUUCCGAACUGUGUAAAAAUAACCACGACGAGUUGAAUUGAAUCGUGAUUUAAAUGAUACUAUUGCGUGCAUUUUGGCACAGUAUGAUAUAAUAUUAUUAGAUUUUAAUAUUAUAUUAAAUACUAUAUAAAUUAUAUUAUAUGGUACAGAGAUGUUAUUAAGGCCGCUGUUCAGAAAAGCAUUUGGUCUUGGUCAAUAAAGCUCGAUAUUAUAAAUAAAUAAAAAACAAUUGUCAUUAUCAUAACAAUUAUUGUGUUGUCUGAUGACGACGUAUAAUAUUAUAUAGUAUUCAUGUCACCGCUCCU